This is a messenger RNA of Coregonus sp. 'balchen', 2043 nucleotides long. Lineage: Eukaryota; Metazoa; Chordata; Actinopteri; Salmoniformes; Salmonidae. The record is from the annotation of a GenBank genome assembly.
AUGAGGAUGUGGAUAUUGUUUAUCAAGAUUUUUACCUUUACUGUAUAUUUUGCAGGGCAGUAUUCAGCAUAUGCUCUUCAAGAUGUAACAACUGACUUGUUUGGGUCUGAAAAUCAUGGCACUGUGGCUGCUUUUGGUGAUUUCAACUCGGAUAAACAGACAGAUAUUUUCAUCAUCAGAGAACGUGAGUAGCUAACGUUAGCUAGCUAGCUGGCUAGAAUACUGUUCAGUGUUUUGCAUUGGCUUUUCAAUAGGAUACAUUUCGUUAGUGAAUAAUAUAGAAACGUUAGCUAGAUACUAGAUGAGGCUACUUGAAUUAAUGACAUUUGCUGUGCAUGUGUUCCAAAAACUCAUAGGAUGCUAGGUAAUCUAGCUAGCUAGCUAAACCCAGCUGUUAGUGCCAGUGCUGUCAAAUUGUCUGGUAAGCAGCUAGCUAGAUAAGUUAGCUAGUCAUGUAGCUAACACAAUUAUUUACAAUUUGCUCUACUACAUUGACUAAUAGGGAUAGUACAUAUCGGGUGCCACUGUCACCUGCCAUUGAAACAGAGACAGGAAAUGCAGAGCAAUGAAAACAGUGAUGACGUAGCAAUCUAUUCUCUCAGCUUUGAAAAGCUGUUUGUUGUUCAAUGCAAACCUACAUUACAAGACACAUUAGCCUAGUAGCUAGAUUGAAACAAAAACAUAAAAUGGUUAUAGCUCUCUCACAAUGAAUGUCUUUCAGUGAAUUUGUCACUGCAUUGUUGAUAUGGUUUUGUGACUGUUCUGUGGUGACUAUGAAAGUGAUAAUUGUGUGCAUUUGUUUUUAUUGGAUAUUUCAUUGAACUUUCAGAAUCUGAGUUGGUGAUAUUCUUGGCUGAUCUAAAAGCCCCAUACUUCAAGCCAAAAGUACAUAUCCCUAAAUAUGCUUUGCCCACGUAAGUUUCUGAUCUUAUUCUCUCAAUUGUUCUAGUGCACACACCACUUCUCAUCUUGAAGCAUCAGUAAUUCCACAUUGUCCAGUCAAACUCUGUGGGUUAGGGUAGAUUGGCACAAUAUGAUUUUAACUGUCACUGAGAAAAGCCCUAUGCUGUUCUUUACUGGCUUAUGUCAACAGCAGGCACUCAGUGAAUGUCUUUCCUCUUUCAGCAAUUUUAUCAUAACUGGUGUUGUUCCCGGAGACUACGAUGGCGAUUCUCAGAUGGAUGUGCUUCUUACAGCUCAGCUCAAGACCGAGGCCAACUCGAAUACAAUGGUUUUUGUAUUCUGGGGAAACAACCAAACCCUGGGUAAAAUUGUAGCUCUAUUAGGCCUAGAUUCAGGCUUAUGGAAUACAAAGUUUGAGGCUUGUAGAAAAAAAGACUGUACUCUAACACAGUCAGAAAGUUAACUUCUGUUAACUGUUAUUAAAUAGCUAACUGAUUAACAUCUCUUAUCUGGUUUUGCAGAUGGGCAAGUUGACCUUAAUAAGACAUUUGUGGACCAACCUCUGAUAAUGGAGUAGGUUAUGCAUGCAACAUUUUAAUUUUACAAAUCACCCAUAGCAGUUGUUUUCUAUGAUGAUAUUCCAUGUCAGCAAUAUUGUUUUCCUAAACUUUGUCCUAUGAUCUUGCUCAUGAGUUGGGAGUUUUGACGGUUCUAUAAAUGAAAUUCUCUUACGCAGCUUCAAUGGGGACAUGAUUCCAGACAUCUUUGGGGUUAUUGCUGGGGUUUCUGCUGAUUCCUCCACUGAAGUCUGCUAUCUUACUGGAAGGUAAGGUGGAGAUUAAAAAAGUGACUCAAUGCUUUGCAGUCCCCAUAGACAUUAUUUUAUUUUUACAUUAUUCUCCAUGUCUUGACAAAACUCAAUUGCAAUACAUUUAAAUAUUGUAGAUAUAUGCAGUGUUAAAAACACUACCUUUGUUGGUUGGUUCUGUGUUUUUUCAGAAUGUCUGCUUAGCACAUGAAUCAUGUGUUGUUUUCUUUCCCCAUAGGAACGCAGUGUGGCAGCCAGCUCUUAGUUCACCUCUCAAGAUGCGUAUUCCUCAUUCCAAUGCUUUCAUCGACCUAAACAAGGAUUUCACCGCC